GCCAGUGUGCUUUUCCACUGAAUUUUGAUACAAAGUGGAAGGCAAUAAAAAAGGUUUAAAUAAAUUACUCAGCAAACAAUUGACGAAGUAGUUGCGCGUUUUGGCAUAUAUAAAAUAAAAGUGGUCAAGUAUAAAUAAUUCUUUCACAGUUCUUAAGUUGUGCGGUUGUGUUUUUUCGUAUUCGUACAACAUUGUGCAAGUCAAAGUAUAUAUUACAAUAAGAAUUGUUGUUAACUUGUUUCGACAAGAAAAUACGAUUAUAGAAGGCGGAAGAAAUUCUCUGAAAGAAAAGCUACAAGCGAUUUUAUAAUAAAAAGAAAAUUCUUGCAGAAAUCGAAAAAUCAAUUAGUGUGAAAAGCGGCUGUUGCAUUCGGUAAAAAAAGAAAGAAAGACAAGAAAAUGAGUGAAAAAGUGAGUCAAGCGCUGCACAAUGGAAUCAACAACGCCCAGGUGGCGACCGGCGAAGGGCCUAGUAAUAGUAACGGCCAAAGUCAAGAUCAGCAACAGCAAACAACUGACCAACCUCCGGUUGAGAAAAAAGAAGUGCGCGUCUGGUGCGAUGGAUGCUAUGACAUGGUGCAUUUCGGUCACGCCAAUUCCCUGCGACAAGCCAAAGCACUCGGUGACAAAGUCAUUGUUGGCAUACACACCGACGAGGAGAUCGCAAAACACAAAGGACCACCAGUCUUUACGGAGGAGGAACGCGUUAAAAUGGUCAAGGGCAUCAAAUGGGUGGAUGAGGUGGUGCUAGGCGCGCCCUAUGUGACAACACUCGAGGUGCUGGAUGAAUACAACUGUGAUUUUUGUGUGCAUGGCGAUGACAUCACAAUGACCGCUGAGGGUGUGGACACCUAUCAUCUCGUAAAGGCUGCCAAGCGUUACGAGGAAGUGCGUCGCACGGCCGGCGUUUCAACAACAGAUUUGGUGGGGCGCAUGUUGCUGCUGACGCGCAAUCACUUCCACCAAGGUUCGGCAGAAUAUGCCAUUGAGAAAGAAGACUUAAUUACAAAAGUACAAAAAAAUAAAUUAUCAUCAGGUUCAUCGAAUAUGGGACAAGACUCGUCAGCGAAGAGCCCCUGGACGGGAUGCAGCCAAUUUUUGCCUACCACACAGAAAAUCAUACAAUUCAGCGAUGGCAAACCACCAAAGCCAAAUGAUAAAAUUGUUUAUGUGGCUGGCGCUUUUGACCUAUUUCAUGUGGGCCAUUUAGAUUUCCUGGAGAAGGCCAAAGAAUUAGGUGAUUUCUUGAUUGUCGGCCUGCAUACAGAUCCAGUGGUGAACUCCUAUAAGGGCAGCAAUUAUCCCAUCAUGAAUUUACAUGAACGCGUGCUAAGUGUGCUGGCGUGUAAGUACGUGAACGAAGUGGUCAUCGGCGCACCUUAUUGUGUCACUGAAGAUCUGCUCGAUCACUUCAAAAUCGACGUCGUUUGCCAUGGCCAAACACCGAUUACGCUGGAGAAUGGCAAAAUCGAUCCUUACGCAGUACCAAAAACACGCGGCAUCUUUACACUCAUCGAUUCUAAAAAUUCAAUGACAACAGAACUAAUUGUGGAACGUAUUAUUUCACAUCGACUCGAAUAUGAACGCCGUAAUAAAGCCAAAGAGAAGAAAGAGAGUGAGGCCUAUGAAGCGCUGCAGCGAGCCAAGCAAACACAGAAAGCCGGCUAGGAUUCGGAAACCGCACCGCGUUGGGUCGGAGGCCAAUUGAAGGAUGCGUGUGUCGUCGUCUGAAAGCAAAUGUCUGCAAGUUGCCUGCUACUUGCUAUUAUAGUCUAAGUCUAAGUCUAAGCACUAGAUAAAGCUAAAGCCCAAUUACAUAGUUAAUAAUGAAAUGAAAAGACAAGUAUGAAUGCGCUAGACCCGGGCGGUGGUAACGAGUAUAUGAAUCGCUGCAGCACCUUUAGCUACAACAAUUUUUUGUUGAACCCCCCCCCCCCGUACAUAUUUUUUUAAGUUUUAUGUUUGUAGUGUGUCUUUUUAAAGUUAUGUUCAUUUUUCUUACCUGAUAUUUUGCUGCACUUUUUCUGUGUGUGUAUGCAUGAUGGGAAUGUACACUGUGGGUACAAAUUAUAGUAUAGUAGUGAUAUUUGGAGUUGAUCGGGCGGAUUUAUUUUUGUAAAUUUUAAUUUUGCAACCUAUUUCUCGAUGAUGGCUUAGCACACAUACAACAUAUACAAAAAUACAAAUAAGCUGUGAAUGCAGUAAUUUAAUAUUUAUAUACAAAACUUAGUUUAUAUAUGUAAAAAUAUUUUAGAGUAUACCAAAUAUACCAUGAAAAUAUGAAAAUAUUUGCUAGCUUCAGUUACCGAUGUCGGUUGACACACACACACACACUCACACAUAUAAAAUGUAUAGAUAUAAUUAGAAAAAUCGCAAGUGUAAAAUUAACUAAUAUAAAUUUUAAAUGCAAUUGCUUGGGAAAUGUACGCGAAGACCAGGUUUCGUGCUGACGAGAUUUGUGCAUAGCAAAGAACACUAGAAAUACUUAUGUACGUACGUAUAUGGCUUGCAUUCAAGUCUCAUGCCAAAUAGUAGCAUUUUAACUUAAAAGCGCAGCAUAAAUACAUAUUUUUUAAUGCAAUAUUUAUUAAAGGUGCAUGAAAAUACAUUUUCGAAGCGCAGUAGCUUGAGACUUUUGCGCAUGGGACUUCAAAAAUUCUCAUUCAAAACAUUUUAAUAUGUCAACUUUCUUCCUACUGCAUAUACAUUUUUUUUACGCAACUAAACGAUUUUUAGACACUGCAUUUUUGCGCUUUUAUUUAAAAGGAAUUGACUGCGAAUGUGCGCUUUGCAAUUUUUAUUUUUUUGUUUUUUAUGUAUGUGCACAUUUAGUUUCUUUAGACAUUUUUUUGUGCUGCUUUAAUUACGUAUAUUGCAAAAAUCAAAAAGGCUUCAAAUCGAAAAAAUCAAAAAAAAAAAAAAAUUUAUUUUCAUAAUAUACUAAAUAUCACAUUAAAACCUCGAAUAAUUACAUACAUUGGCUGUAAAAGCAAUAUUUUUUGUAUUAGAAUUACUUUUUGUUUUUAAAAUUCACAAACUUAACUACUUCCUUGUGAAACUGUAUAUUUCUCUGUUACAAGUAUUGGUUUGUUUGUCUUUGUUUAUUCCAAAUUAAUUACAUUUUUGCCUUAGUUUUCUUUUAUAAGUUCGCAAUUUAUUUGAUAAUUAUAAUUAUUUCAUACAAAUAAUAUAAAAUAUAGCUUAAAUUGAAUGUUGAAACCAAAAUAACGCCAAAUCAUACAGAAUUAUAAAGAAAUUCUUGGUCUGCCAUUAAAUAAAACAUUUGUGAAUUUUUUGUCGAUUAUAGU
Molecule: messenger RNA, 3308 nt
Organism: Anastrepha obliqua
Lineage: Eukaryota; Metazoa; Arthropoda; Insecta; Diptera; Tephritidae
Gene: Pect
Product: ethanolamine-phosphate cytidylyltransferase
Exons: 7
Coding region: 400-1668 (422 amino acids)
Biological process (GO): phosphatidylethanolamine biosynthetic process
Cellular component (GO): cytoplasm
Molecular function (GO): ethanolamine-phosphate cytidylyltransferase activity
Source: RefSeq, a predicted model, not a curated record